This is a messenger RNA of Cucurbitaria berberidis CBS 394.84, 300 nucleotides long. RefSeq lists its product as uncharacterized. The transcript has a single exon. The record is from RefSeq and is a predicted model, not a curated record. The coding region runs from base 15 to 182 and encodes 55 amino acids. NCBI's taxonomy places the organism in Eukaryota, Fungi, Ascomycota, Dothideomycetes, Pleosporales, Cucurbitariaceae.
UUGUAUACUUCGUCAUGGCCUGUGCAGAGGCAGCGCUGGUAUUGAAUGCUCUGGCCGUUCUGCUCAUUUGGGUUUGCUAUAAUACCACUUUCCUCGUAGCAUUCUUUAAUGUCUACAAAAAAGGCCUGGCAUGCAUGUGUUGCCCAGCAGAAAUCUGUAGCCGGGCUACUCCCUGGCGAUGAUGUUGUGGUCGGUUCUGGUAGCUCCGUGGCUCGCGAUGUCGUCGAUGUAGGAGCGGGUACUUGAGGAUUACCUCCUGGACCUAUUCCUGGCGCGGGAAUCGACGAUGGUGUAAUGUCC